Molecule: messenger RNA, 1200 nt
Organism: Dendronephthya gigantea
Lineage: Eukaryota; Metazoa; Cnidaria; Anthozoa; Malacalcyonacea; Nephtheidae
Product: probable G-protein coupled receptor No18
Exons: 2
Coding region: 28-1200 (390 amino acids)
Biological process (GO): G protein-coupled receptor signaling pathway
Cellular component (GO): membrane
Molecular function (GO): G protein-coupled receptor activity
Source: RefSeq, a predicted model, not a curated record
CAAGUGAAUUUUCUCAAGAUUUGAAAUAUGUCGGUUCAAGGAGCAUUUGAAAAACGAUGUCUCACAACUGCAGCUCCAACUGAGUUAUCUUUCAUAACAACCAGUUUGUCGAUGGUCUUCACUCUCACGAAUAUUCCUGGAAAUGUUCUCAUAAUUCUAGCUGUUGUUUUGGAUCCGAACAAAAAUCUAAGAACUCCGUUCAAUUGGUUGGUAGUAAAUUUAGCAACUGCAGAUCUUAUCGUUGGUGCGGUGACGAAUCCAAUCUCGGUGUACAUUCAUAUGAAGGAGGGAUUGAAUGAAAAGAUAACAUCUGGUGAAGUGAAAGCAAUUCAUAUGAGCUACUUCAUCUCUUGCACUGCCUCAGUAUUAAGUUUGUCGAGUUUAGCUCUAGAAAGAUAUCUUGCAGUCAGAAAAGCAAAUACAUAUCGUACUAAUGUGACUAAAAAACGAAUCAUAUUGACAGUGGCUUGUAUUUGGUUAAUAUCUUUGAGUCUACCAAAUAUAUAUUUUGAAGUUGGGUACACUACAUGUGCGUUCAUCUUCGCGAAUUCCGCUGUCGCAGUAGCCAUUUUCAUCACUUGUCUAACAUACACCCUUAUGCUGAGAAAGGUUCAAGAAAGAUCUCAAAACGUGUCCAGUAAUAAUGACACUGUUAGAAAAGCUCCCUAUAGCAUUCAAGCACCAAGUACGUCAGGACCGCCCCAAGAUGAAAGAUUGUCAACUGUUCCAGCAAACACUCCAAGUUCAAUCCUCAACAGUGCACGUCAAAUGGAAGCCAAAGUCACCAGAAUGUUUAUUGUUGUUCUCAUCGCUAUGUUAUGCUGUUAUGGUCCUUCAACUCUAUUCAUUUAUAUCAUGAAUUUCUGUGAGCAGUGCAGUUGCAUCACUCUUCAUUGGUUCCGUGAUUUGCAGUUCGUUUUCGUCCUGUUAAAUUCAUCCGUCAAUUUCUGGUGUUAUGCCGUGCAGUCUCCUCGUUUUCGGAGUGCCUUUACAAAGAUCUUGAAGAUUACAAAGCGAAAUAAUAGUAGUGAAGAAUCAGGCUCUUCCGAUAUCAAUAAUAUCCAAACCAUCUCCUUCAGUAAAAGCGUUGAGCAAGGAGAAAACGUAAAACAGGGGAAAAUAAGAAUGGGAAUGAAAAAUGCAGGAACUACAACAAAGAACAUUGGCCCGAUUUAUCCUAGAGACGGGUCAUCCGUCUAG